Oncorhynchus nerka (sockeye salmon) is the source of this 13610-nucleotide messenger RNA. RefSeq names its product neurofibromin-like. The transcript has 55 exons. Lineage: Eukaryota; Metazoa; Chordata; Actinopteri; Salmoniformes; Salmonidae. Gene Ontology annotation, biological process: regulation of GTPase activity. The record is from RefSeq and is a predicted model, not a curated record. The coding region runs from base 95 to 8425 and encodes 2776 amino acids.
GUUUUGGGACUAAUUUCAGGCCUAACAUCGCCACGAACGUCCACAUUCGUCUUGGAAUUGCAAGCAGUCAUUCGCGGUUUCCAUCCGCACGGCCAUGGCGGCACAUAAACCAGUGGAAUGGGUUCAGGCGGUGAUAAACAGAUUCGACGAGCAGCUUCCUGUUAAAACGGGACAUCAGAACAACCACACCAAAGUCAGCACAGAGCACAACAAGGAAUGUCUCAUCAACAUCUCUAAGUACAAGUUCUCCCACGUCAUCAGUGGCCUCACGAACAUACUAAAAAAUGUGAACAACAUGCGGAUAUUCGGGGAAGCUGCUGAGAAGAACCUCUACCUCUCCCAGCUGAUUAUCCUGGACACACUGGAGAAGUGCCUGGCAUCGCAAUCAAAGGACUGCCUGCGUCUGGACGAGACCAUGCUGGUGAAGCAGCUGCUGCCAGAGAUCUGUCACUUCAUCCACACGUACCGCGAGGGCCACCAGCACGCUGCUGAGCUCCGUGCCUCCGCCUCAGGGGUCCUCUUCUCCCUCAGCUGCAACAACUUCAACGCUGUUUUCAGCCGCAUCUCCACCAGGUUGCAGGAGCUGACAGUCUGCUCAGAAGACACUGUGGAUGUGCACGAUAUAGAGCUCAUGCAGUACAUCAACGUGGACUGCUCCAAACUUAAAAGACUGCUCCAAGAAACGGUAUUAAAAUUCAAAGCCCUGAAGAAACCUGCCCAACUUGCUGUCAUUAACAGUUUGGAAAAGGCCUUUUGGAACUGGGUAGAGAACUACCCUGAUGAGUUUACCAUGCUCUACCAGAGACCACAGACAGACAUGGCAGAUGCUGCGGAGAGGCUGUUUGACCUGGUGGACAGCUUUGCUGAGAGUGCCAAGAGGAAGGCAGCGGUGUGGCCUCUACAGAUCAUCCUCCUCAUCCUCUGUCCCGAGAUCACACACAUCAUCUCUCGAGAGGUGGUGGAGGAGAGCAAGGCCAACAAGAAGCUGUUCCUGGAGAGCUUGAGGAAGGCUCUAGCAGGCCAGGGGGGCAGCAAGCAACUAACAGAGAGUGCAGCCAUCGCCUGUGUCAAACUGUGCAAGGCCUCCACCUACAUCAACCGGGAGGACCACUCAGGCAUCUUCCUCCUGGUGCAGUCCAUCAUGGUGGACCUCAAGGCCCUGCUCUUCAACCCCACCAAGCCCUUCUCUCGCGGGGCAGGCAGCCAGAACGCAGACGUGGACCUCAUGAUCGACUGCUUCGUCUCCUGUUUCCGUAUCAACCCUCACAACAAUCAGCACUUUAAGGUCUGUUUGGCCUCCGCCUCCCCCUCUACCUUUCACUUUGUCCUGGUCAACUCCCUGCACAGAAUCAUCACCAAUUCUGAUCUGGACUGGUGGCCUAAGAUUGAUGCAGUGUACUGCUACUCUGGAGAGCUGCGACUAAUGUUCUCAGACACUCUGAGCCGAGUGAUGCAAGGCCUUCACACACAUGCCCCACUACGCAUGACGCCGACUCUGUCAUUUAAAGAGAAAAUGACCACCAGCCUUAAGUUCAAAGAGAAAACCACAGACCUGGAUACACGCAGCUACAAGUGCCUCCUCCUCGCUCUGGUCAAACUCAUCCACGCUGACCCCAAACUCAUGCUGCACAACCCAGGGAAGCAGGCUCAGGAGACCCAGAGCAGCACAGCAGAGCUGAUCGCAGGCCUGGUGCAGCUAGUGCCCUUGGUCAAUACAGCCCAGCUUUCCCAGGAGGCCAUGGAGGCUCUGCUGGUGCUGCACCUGCCUGAGACCAUUGAGCUGUGGAACCCUCAGGCCCCCAUUGAAACCUUCUGGGACAUCAGCUCCCUGGUUCUCUUCCUGAUCUGCAAGAAGCUGAUUGGUCACCAGAUGGUGAACAGUACAGAGGUGUUGAAGUGGCUGAGGGAGAUCCUUAUCUGCAGGAACAAGUUCCUCCUAAAGAACAAGGAGUGUGCCACGCAGGGCAGUGGAAUCCCCAUCUGCAGACAGGCCCAGACCAAACUGGAGGUGUGUCUAUACAUGUUUCUGUGGAGCCCUGACACCGAGGCCGUGCUGGUGGCCAUGUCCUGCUUCAGACACCUGUGUGAGGAGGCUGACAUCCGCUGUUCCGCUGACGAGGUGCUCGUCCAGAACAUCCUGCCCAACUACGCCACCUUCACAGAGUUCGCCUCCGUCAGCAACAUAAUGGCCACCGGACGUUUCACCCUGCAGAAGAGAGUGAUGGCCUUGUUGAGAAGGAUAGAGCACCCCACUGCAGGAAACACUGAGGCAUGGGAGGACACGCAUGCAAAAUGGGAGCAGGACACCAAACAGAUUCUGAACUUUCCCAAAAACAAGGUGGAGGAUGGUCAGGAGUGGAUCAACAUGACAGGCUUCCUGUGUGCUCUGGGUGGGGUGUGUCUGUCCCAGCACAGCAAGCCCUGUGGCCCCACCACCUACAGCCCCCCCAUGGGCCCCAUGAGCGAACGCAAGUACUCUAUGGUCUCUGUGGGCGUCUGUGAGGUCUCCAACGCUGCAGCUGGAGCCUCAGCCACCUGCUCCUCCUCUUCCUCCACUGAAACCCCCCUGGGCAGGUUCCUGGACCGCCUGCUGGUCCUGCUGGUAUGUGGUCAUGAGAGGGUGGGUCUACACGUCCGCACCAACGUCAAGGAGCUGCUGGGGCUGGAGCUCAGCCCGGUCCUGUACCACAUGCUCUUCAACAAGCUAAGGAACAGCAUCGGACGCUUCUUCGACACACAGGGGCCGGUCCCCAUCAAUGACACUAACACACAGUUUGUGGAGCAGACCAUUGCCAUCAUGAAGAACCUACUGGAUAACCAUGCUGAGGGCAGCUCAGAGCACCUUGGACAGGCCAGCAUAGAGACCAUGAUGCUCAACCUGGUCAGGUACGUGCGUGUCUUAGGCAACACGUUGCAUGCCAUCCAGAUGAAAACCAAGCUGUGCCAGCUGGUGGAGGUGAUGAUGGAGAGACGAGACGACCUGUCCUUCUGCCAGGAGAUGAAGUUCAGGAACAAGCUGGUGGAGUACCUGACAGACUGGGUGAUGGGCACCUCCAACCAGGCUGCUGAUGACGAUAUCAAGUGUCUGACCAGAGACCUGGACCAGGCCAGUAUGGAGGCGGUGGUGUCUCUGUUAGCUGGCCUGCCUCUUCAGCCAGAGGAGGGAGACGGGGUGGAGCUGAUGGAGGCCAAGUCCCAGCUCUUCCUCAAGUACUUUACCCUGUUCAUGAACCUGCUGAAUGACUGCAGUGAGGUGGAGGAUGAUGGCCAGCCAGUGGUUGGGAGGAAGAGGGGCAUGUCUCGACGCCUGGCCUCCCUCAGACACUGUACUGUCCUGGCCAUGUCCAACCUCCUCAACGCCAACGUGGACAGCGGACUCAUGCACUCUAUCGGUUUGGGCUACCAUAAGGACCUGCAAACACGGGCCACCUUCAUGGAGGUUCUGACUAAGAUCCUCCAGCAGGGGACAGAGUUUGACACACUGGCAGAGACUGUGCUGGCAGACCGCUUUGAAAGGCUGGUGGAGCUGGUCACCAUGAUGGGAGACCAGGGAGAGCUGCCCAUCGCCAUGGCACUGGCCAAUGUGGUGCCAGGAUCCCAAUGGGACGAGCUGGCCCGUGUGUUGGUGACACUGUUUGACUCUCGCCACCUGCUGUAUCAGCUGCUGUGGAAUAUGUUCUCCAAGGAGGUAGAGCUGGCUGACUCCAUGCAGACUCUCUUCAGAGGCAACAGUCUGGCCAGUAAAAUCAUGACCUUCUGUUUCAAGGUUUACGGGGCGGCGUACCUACAGAAGCUUCUGGAGCCUCUACUUAAAGGGGUCGUCACCACCCCAGAGUGGCACAACAUCAGCUUUGAGGUGGACACAACCAGACUAGAACAGUCAGAGAACCUUGACGAGAACCAGCGGAACCUUCUUCAGAUCACAGACCGGUUCUUCCUGGCCAUUAUCAACUCCUCCAGCGAGUUCCCGCCACAGCUACGCAGUGUGUGUCACUGUCUCUACCAAGUGGUGAGCCAGCGUUUCCCCCAGAACAGUAUAGGGGCGGUGGGCAGUGCCAUGUUCCUGCGCUUCAUCAACCCUGCCAUCGUGUCACCCUACGAGGCAGGCAUCCUGGAUGAGAAGCCCCCACCCAGCAUAGAGAGGGGACUAAAGCUCAUGUCCAAGAUCCUCCAGAGCAUUGCCAACCACGUGUUGUUUACUAAAGAGGAGCACAUGAGGCCUUUUAACGACUUUGUGAAAAGCAACUUUGAUGCAGCCAGGCGGUUCUUCUUGGACAUAGCUUCUGACUCUCCUCCCAGUGACUCAGUCAACCACAGCCUGUCCUUCAUCAGUGAUGGCAACGUUCUGGCCCUCCAUAGGCUGCUGUGGAACAACCAGGAGAGGAUCGGACAGUACCUCUCCAGCAACAGGGACCACAAGGCAGUGGGCAGGCGGCCGUUUGACAAGAUGGCCACCCUUCUGGCCUAUCUGGGGCCCCCCGAACACAAACCUGUUGCAGACACCCACUGGUCCAGCCUCAACCUCACCAGCUCCAAGUUUGAGGAGUUUAUGACCAGGCACCAGGUCCAUGAAAAAGACGAGUUUAAAGCCCUGAAGACCCUCAACAUCUUCUACCAGGCUGGAACCUCCAAGAAUGGCAACCCUGUCUUCUACUAUAUUGCUCGCAGGUUUAAGACAGGCCAGAUCAACGGAGAUCUUCUAAUCUACCAUGUGCUGCUUACCCUGAAGCCUUACUACGCCAAGCCCUACGAUAUCAUAGUGGACCUGACCCACGUGGGUCCCAGCAACCGCUUCAAGACAGACUUCUUGUCCAAGUGGUUUGUUGUGUUCCCGGGCUUCGCAUACAAGAACGUGACGGCGGUCUACGUGUACAACUGCAACACAUGGGUGAGGGAGUACACCAAAUACCAUGAGAGGCUGCUGACAGGCCUGAAGGGCAGCAAGCGGGUGCAGUUCAUCGACUCGCCAGCACGGUUGGCGGAGCACGUAGAGGCAGAGCAGCAGAAACUCCCAGCGGCCACGCUGGCCCUGGAAGAGGACCUAAAGGUGUUCCACAACGCCCUCAAACUGGCCCACAAGGACACCAAGGUCUCCAUCAAGGUGGGCUCCACGGCCGUCCAGGUGACAUCAGCAGAGCGUACCCGUGUCCUGGGUCAGUCGGUGUUCCUCAAUGAUGUGUACUAUGCCUCUGAAAUCGAGGAGAUCUGCCUGGUGGACGAGACCCAGUUCACCCUGACCAUGGCCAACCAGGGCACACCCCUCACCUUCAUGCACCAGGAGUGUGAUGCCAUCGUCCAGUCCAUCAUCCACAUCAGGACGCGCUGGGAGCUCUCACAGCCAGACUCCAUCCCCCAGCACACCAAGAUUAGGCCCAAAGAUGUGCCGGGUACCCUGCUGAACCUCGCCCUGCUCAACCUGGGCAGCUCCGACCCCAGCCUCAGGUCUGCAGCCUACAACCUGCUGUGUGCCUUAACCUGCACCUUCAACCUGAAGAUCGAGGGCCAGCUGCUGGAGACCUCAGGCCUGUGUAUCCCUGCCAACAACACUCUCUUUAUAGUCUCCAUCAGCAAGACGCUAGCCGCCAACGAACCACACCUCACCCUGGAGUUCCUGGAGGAGUGCAUCUCCGGCUUCAGCAAGUCUAGUAUAGAGCUGAAGCACCUGUGUCUAGAGUACAUGACCCCCUGGCUGCUCAACCUGGUGAGGUUCUGUAAGCACAAUGACGACGCCAAGCGCCAGCGUGUCAGCGCCAUCUUGGAUAAGCUCAUCACCAUGACCAUCAACGAGAAGCAAAUGUACCCCUCUAUACAGGCCAAGAUCUGGGGCAGCCUCGGCCAGAUAACGGACCUGCUGGACGUGGUGUUGGACAGCUUCAUCAAGACCAGCGCUACAGGAGGCCUGGGCUCCAUCAAGGCUGAGGUCAUGGCUGACACGGCUGUGGCUCUGGCCUCAGGGAAUGUCAAACUGGUCUCCAGCAAGGUGAUUGGCCGGAUGUGUAAGAUCAUCGAUAAGACGUGCCUGUCUCCCACGCCCACCCUGGAGCAGCACCUGAUGUGGGAUGACAUCGCCAUCCUGGCCCGUUACAUGCUGAUGUUGUCCUUCAACAACUCUCUGGACGUGGCCACUCACCUGCCCUACCUGUUCCACGUGGUCACUCUGCUGGUGGCCACCGGCCCCCUGUCCCUCCGCGCCUCCACACACGGCCUGGUCAUCAACAUAAUCCACUCUCUCUGCACCUGCUCCCAGCUCAACUUCAGAGAGGAGACCAAGCAGGUCCUGAGGCUGAGCCUGACAGAGUUCUCCCUGCCCAAGUUCUACCUGCUGUUUGGCAUCAGUAAGGUCAAGUCUGCUGCGGUCAUCGCCUUCCGCUCCAGCUACCGCGACCGCUCCUUCUCCCCCGGGUCCUACGAGAGGGAGACCUUCGCCCUCUCCUCCCUGGAGACCGUCACUGAGGCCCUGCUGGAGAUCAUGGAGGCGUGCAUGAGGGACAUCUCAGUGUGUAAGUGGCUGGACCAGUGGACCGAGCUGGCUCAGAAGUUUGCGUUCCAGUACAACCCGUCCCUGCAGCCCAGAGCCUUGGUGGUGUUUGGCUGCAUCAGUAAGAGAGUGACCCACAGCCAGAUCAAACAGAUCAUCAGGAUCCUCAGCAAGGCCAGCCCCCUGCUCAGCAUAGACCGGGGGCUGGAGAGCUGCUUAAAGGGACCUGAUAACUACAACAGCCAGGUGUUGAUUGAGGCCACAGUCAUUGCUCUGACUAAGCUGCAGCCUCUUCUCAACAAGGACUCCCCCAUGCACAAGGCUGUGUUCUGGGUGGCUGUGGCUGUGCUGCAGCUGGAUGAAGUCAACCUGUACUCUGCUGGGACAGCCCUGCUAGAGCAGAACCUACACACUCUGGACAGCCUGCGAGUUUUCAAUGACAAGAGUCCAGAGGAGGUGUUUAUGGAGAUCAGGCGUCCUCUGGAGUGGCAUUGUAAACAGAUGGACCACUUUGUGGGCCUCAACUUCAGCUCCAACUUCAACUUCGCACUGGUGGGACACCUGCUCAAAGGCUUCAGACACCCGUCCCCCACCACGGUGGCUCGGACGGUGCGUAUCCUCCACACGCUGCUGGCCCUGGUGGGAAAACACCUCAACUGUGACAAGUUUGAGGUCAACAGCCAAAGCGUGGCCUACCUGGCAGCCCUGCUCACAGUGUCAGAGGAGGUGCGUAGUCGCUGCAGUCUAAAACACAGGAAGUCUCUGUUGCUGUCUGAGAUGGGCAUGGAGAACGUUCCCAUGGAUGCCUACUCUCUGCACCACACUGACCCCAGCUUCAGGACACUGAGAGAGUGCCAGCCGUGGGCGUCUCUCAAGGUGUCAGAGCGCUCUCUGAAUGCCUACUACCCCACGGUGGGGCAGAUCAGCCCCCGUACACGCAAGUCCAUGAGCCUGGACAUGGGCCAGGCCUCCCAUGCCAACACCAAGAAGCUGCUGGACUACAGGAAGAGUUUUGAUCACUUGAUAUCGGACUCCAAAGCACCAAAGAGACCAGAGACGGAGUCUGGCGUCACCACCCCGCCUAAGGUGAGGUGUGUGGCCGAGAACGCCUACGAGAUAGACAGCCAAAGAAUGGGCCACUCCCACCUCCGCAAGGUGUCUGUGACAGAGUCCAACGUCCUACUGGACGAGGAGGUGCUGACUGACCCCAAAGUCCAGGCCCUGCUUCUCACUGUGCUGGCCACCCAGGUCAAGUACACCACAGACGACUUUGACCAGAGGAUCCUGUACGAGUAUCUAGCUGAAGCUAGCGUCGUCUUCCCUAAGGUCUUUCCCGUCGUCCACAACCUGCUGGACUCUAAAAUCAACACGCUGCUGUCUAUGUGCCAGGAUACCAACUUGCUGAACCCAGUGCAUGGCAUCAUUCAGAGUGUAGUUUACCAUGAAGAGUCUCCUCCACAAUACCAACCAUCCUAUCUACAGAGCUUCGGCUUCAACGGACUUUGGAGGUUUGCCGGACCCUUCUCAAAGCAGCAAACUCAGAUCCCAGACUACGCUGAGCUGAUUGUAAAGUUCCUGGAGGCCUUGAUUGACCGCUACCUGCCAGGUACAGAGGAGGAGAGGAGCGAGGAGCAGCUCCAUACCCCCACCUCGCCCUACCCCCCCGUCACCCAGAGCCAGCUCAGCAUCACCGCUAACCUCAACCUCUCCAACUCCAUGACCUCCCUGGCCACCUCGCAGCACUCCCCAGCCUCUCUGCCCUGCUCUAAGUCAGCUGUUUUUGCGCCACACCUCCUCCUCCCAGGCGUGGAUAAAGAGAAUGUGCAGCUCUCCCCCAGCGCAGCUCUCUCCACCAGUGGACGGACCCGCCAUGGCUCUGCCAGUCAGGUGCAGAAACAGCGCAGCGCAGGUAGCUUCAAGAGGCCUUGCGUCAAUAAGAUGGUAUGAGACAAAGAGAUAGAGAGUGAGAGAUGGAGAGAACAAUAGCCAUCCAAAGGCCCACCAUGCAACACAUCUUGCUGCACUCCUCUUUUUACGAUGAAUGGUGAAGUCAACCUGAGGAUCAGUGUUGUAUUGGGGAAGUAGCUGCAUGUGUCCCUGUGUUAACCUUUGUUUGUCUUGCAUCUGGAGAGCCAUCGAGAGACGGCUUCGGAUGGAUUAAGUUGUUAUUCACGGACAGAAAUGUGGUCCCGGUUUUAAAAAUGUAUUUUUAGCCAUUAAAAGGACUGAAACUGUCAAGGUGACUGAAAUAAGCUGUUGAAUUCUCAAUGAAUCCAGGUCCAUAUAUAAUGUAUUCAGUGUAAGAACUGGACAACAUAAUGUUUGGGAAGUGCUGCAUUAUGUGACAUAGGAAGAUGACUGGGCGAAUCAAUGUGGACGUCCAUGUUGAACCAUUAUGUGACAGUAAGAUGACUGGGCGAAUAAAUGUGUACGUCCGUGUUGAACCAUUAUGUGACAUAGUAAGAUGACUGGGCGAAUAAAUGUGGACGUCCAUGUUGAACCAUUAUGUGACAUAGGAAGAUGACUGGGCGAAUCAAUGAGGACGUCCAUGUUGAACCAUUAUGUGACAUAGGAAGAUGACUGGGCGAAUCAAUGCGGACAUCCAUGUUGAACCAUUAUGUGACAUAGGAAGAUGACUGGGCGAAUCAAUGCGGACAUCCAUGUUGAACCAUUAUGUGACAUAGGAAGAUGACUGGGCGAAUCAAUGUGGACGUCCAUGUUGAACCAUUAUGUGACAUAGUAAGAUGACUGGGCGAAUCAAUGUGGACGUCCAUGUUGAACCAUUAUGUGACAUAGGAAGAUGACUGGGCGAAUCAAUGCGGACGUCCAUGUUGAACCAUUAUGUGACAUAGUAAGAUGACUGGGCGAAUCAAUGUGGACAUCCAUGUUGAACCAUUAUGUGACAGGAAGAUGACUGGGUGAAUCAAUGUGGACGUCCAUGUUGAACCAUUAUGUGACAUAGGAAGAUGACUGGGCGAAUCAAUGUGGACGUCCAUGUUGAACCAUUAUGUGACAUAGGAAGAUGACUGGGCGAAUCAAUGUGGACGUCCAUGUUGAACCAUUAUGUGACAUAGGAAGAUGACUGGGCGAAUCAAUGCGGACGUCCAUGUUGAACCAUUAUGACAUCAUCGUGCCCAGGGGAGGAAAAAAUUAGGAUUUUGGACCUGUAUACUGAAGGACAGCCUCUUGCCUCCACUCCAACCCUACGGUCUACUCCAAAACAACCCCACUACCGCCUUCACACAGCAAGGCUGCAGCAGCCAUUCACCACUUCCAUCAAUGCAGGGUAGCUCAAAUGACCAACCAACGGAUGGAUAGUCAUGCUGUUUGCAAAACCUUCAAUCCACAGUCUUGAAACCUGGAUUUGGACACACAUGUAUAUGUAUAUAGAUGUACAGAAAGGAUAUACAUUAUAUAACUAGUCCAAAUAAUAAUAAUAAUAGGGUUGUUUUAUCCAUGGUGUGCCUUCGUCAGGGUUUUCCAAUGUGAAUAAUUAUGUGUGGAAUAAAGUGAAGCCUUUCUUGGGGAAAAGAACAGGUACUAAUCAUCGACUAUUAUGUUGACUCUAGGUGAAUGCUCUGUAGAGCUGCUCUGUAGAGCUGUAUGUCAUGAUAGUCAAAUGUACAAUCAUCAAUAAUACCCUGCUGCCUGAAAGUAUUUAACCUGUACAGAUGGAUAGUCCUCACUAAAUAUUGAAGUUAUUUCUUUUGAAAUGUUUGCCAUGCAAGAGUAUGAAUUUCAAGACACUAGAUAAGACUACGCAACCUUGUAAAUAUUGAAAGGCCUUUAUUGAUUUGUAUCAUGUUUUCUCUAUAUUGCAUUUGGAUUAGUUUACAGUUCUGACCGUGACUAGGAAAAUUAAGUAAUAUGCACAAAAAUAGCCAAAACCUAUCAGUAAUAGCAACUAUGUGAAUGCUUAAAUUGUCAUGACAUUGAUCACAAUGUUGAAGUCUACCACCUGUCUAAGAUUAUUCUUAAAUAAAGGUUAAAUAAGUUAAUUUGUUUAGUUAAAGGUUCAAUUUAGGUUAAAGGUGAAAUAAAAAAGUACAACAUUAACAAAAAAAAGUUAAAUUAAAAAUAAAUGUGUGAUACAGAAUUGAUCGUUUUGAAGUUCUGGUUUGAUAAGAUAUGUUCUCCUGAUUUCCUGUUCACACACAUAGGUGUCUCUUUCUCUGGUUGAAUGAAGUCUAUCUAUGCAUUUUCUCCUAUCGCCCAAUGAAAGGUAUUGAGCGAAAUGGGGGCGGCCAUUACUUUGUUGUCUAAAGGUUGUUGUUCCUCCUGUAAAGUACCAGACUCAUUCACUCCCUUCCCCUUCAUCCUAACCUUUCCAUUUGUGCAGAUCCAUAAUGUAGAAGUUACAUGGUGGAAGUUAUAUACCCAUCUGCAUUCCAGACCCUUUGGAUCUGCAGACAUGGAGGGGUAGAGGUUUGGAACGGUGGUUACUUAAGUCAAUGGGACAGGACCUCAAUCCCAGACGCUCUUGCAGCAGAUGCAGGAACACCGCACGAAAGACUAGCUUGCACUAUGGGAAGGAGGAUUCUUUGUAUUUGGUUUCCCACUUCACAACAUGUUGUGUUGAAAUGUCAUUGUGACAAAUGAAUGUCCCCAUAUGGCACUGCAGCUUCCACAGCAUCAUCCUCUCAAAGGAAGGGGCCCAAUCCUUACUUGAGAUUUGUGCAUGCAAAUCUCCCAUAUAUAUCAAUGCAAGGUGCUUUAGAUGAAAGUGCCAGUUGGCUUUCUUCCCAGUUGGUUUACCUCUAAUACCUGAGUCUCUGUGUACCACUCCAGAAAGUCAUACCUGAGUCUCUGUGUACCACUCCAGAAAGUCAUACCUGAGUCUCUGUGUACCACUCCAGAAAGUCAUACCUGAGUCUGUGUACCACUCCAGAAAGUCAUACCUGAGUCCCUGUGUACCACUCCAGAAAGUCAUACCUGAGUCCCUGUGUACCACUCCAGAAAGUCAUACCUGAGUCGCUGUGUACCACUCCAGAAAGUCAUACCUGAGUCCCUGUGUACCACUCCAGAAAGUCAUACCUGAGUCCCUGUGUACCACUCCAGAAAGUCAUACCUGAGUCCCUGUGUACCACUCUAGAAAGUCAUACCUGAGUCUCUGUGUACCACUCCAGAAAGUCAUACCUGAGUCUGUGUACCACUCCAGAAAGUCAUACCUGAGUCCCUGUGUACCACUCCAGAAAGUCAUACCUGAGUCCCUGUGUACCACUCCAUAAAGUCAUACCUGAGUCCCUGUAUGCCACUUCAGAAAAGAUUGGACACAGUUAAAUAUGUGAGUGUGUACUGUUCUAAUUUAAGUUAUUGACCCAUACAUGUGGCCAAAUUGUUUCCAGCCCUUUCUGUGGAAUAGCCUUAGUUGUACUCCUGUUGUUUUUUUAUUUCAAAUUUCCCCUGAAUAUAUUUAUGAAGGAUGCAGGUGUGGUUUACCACCAUGGAAACCGUUUGAAUUGAACAAAGGAGUGAAUGAGGAAAGGAAACGAAAGGAAGAGACAGGACUUCAAGUGUUACUGACUAUUUGUAAAGGGAAAACUGAAAUAUACACUACAUGACCAAAAGUAUGUGGACACCUGCUUGUUGAACAUCUCAUUCCAAAAUCAUGGGCAUUUAUAUGGAGUUGGUCCCCCCUCUGCUGCUAUAACAGCCCCCACUCUUCUGGAACAUUGCUGUGGGGACUUGCUUCCAUUCAACCACAAGCGCAUUAGUGAGGUCGGGCACUGAUGUUGGGAAAUUAGGCCUGGCUCGCAGUCUGUUUCAAUUCAUCCCAAAGGUGUUCGAUGGGGGCUCUGUGCAGGCCAGUCAAAUUGUUCCACAAUGAUUUUGACAAACCACGGGGACAUUGUCAUUUUGGAACAGGGAAGGGCCUUCCCCAAACUGUUGCCACAAAGUUGGAAGCACAGAAUUGUCUAGAAUGACAUUGUAAACUGUAGCUUUAAGAUUUCCCUUCACUGGAACUAAGGGGCCUAGCCCAAACCACGAAAAAACAGCCCCAGACCACUAUUCCUCCUCCACCAAACUUUACAGUUGACACUAUGCAUUCAGGCAGGUAGCGUUCUGCUGGCAUCCGUCUUUUGGACUGCCAGAUGGUGAAGCAUGAUUCAUCCCGCCAGAGAACACGUUUCCACUGCUCCAGAGUACAAUGCGGCAAGCUUUACACCACUCCAGCCGACGCUUGGCAUUGUGCAUGGUGAUCUUAGGCUUAUGUGUGACUACUCGGCCAUGGAAACCUAUUUCAUGAAGCUCCCAACCAAAAGUUAUUGUGCUGAUGUUGCUUCCAGGGGCAGUUUGGAAUUCGGUAGGGAGUGUUGCAACCACGCUACACGCUUAAACACUCGGUGGCCCCGUUCUGUGAGCUUGUGUGGCCUACCACUUUGCGGCUGAGCUGUUGUUGCUCCUAGACGUUUCCACUUCACAAUAACAGCACUUACAGUUGACCGGGGCAACUCUAGCAGGACAGCAAUUUGACGAACUGACUUGUUGGAAAGGUGGCCUCCUAUGACGGUGCCACGUUGAAUGUUACUGAGCUCUUCAGUGAGGCCAUUCUACUGCCAGUGUUUGUCUAUGGAGAUUGUAUGGCUAUGCGCUCGAUUUUAUACACCUUUCAGCAACAUGCAAUUUACUCAAUUAAAUAUCAAGGUGUAUGCAUGUAUGUAUUGUUUUUGAGUCCCUGUGACCACUAAGAUUAGACAACUGUCAGGACAAAUAGUUUGGGUGAAUUCAUCAACAGAGUAACUGUCAUAAGAACGUGUCAGUUUUGAAUAGCUGCCUUCAGGAUCUAGGAUGGCCACUUGGUGUCCAUCGGGAUGACAAGGACAUAUAUUGUGAGUAACCAUAGACUCUUAAAUGAGUGGUUGACAUGCUCUAUUCUGAUUCACAGUGAAGGGUUUUGUGGAGUUGAAUAUCCUCAAAUGUGGCAUGUUUUAUUGAUGUACAACAUCUUUGUCUCUCGUGUUGGUGGAUGUUUGUUUUUUUAAGCGGAAUGUUCAACUAUGUAAAUAUUUUCUGUACAAUUUUAGAAUGUUUAUUUCCUGCACUGUAAAUACGUGAUAUUGUAUAAUACUGCUUUACAAAAAAGCUACAAGUUGCUGUAUAAUGUGUGAAAAAUACACCUAAUUAUUCCAGU